AUUCAUAUUCUCUUGUCUUUAAAUCCAACUCAAAACUGUGUUCUUCUUGAACAAGAAGGCAACUCAGUGUCAAAGUUCUCUUUGGAUCUAUGGACUCGGUAUCUUCUCCAGUUGAGAUGUUUUUCUUCCCCUUCGUGGGAGGUGGCCAUCAAAUCCCCAUGAUCGACAUGGCCAGGAUGUUUGCAGCUCAUGGUGCCAAAUCCACCAUCAUUUCGACUCAUAAGCACGCUCUCUCCUUUCGAGAAUCCAUCCUUCGAGACCAAAAAUCGGGUCAUUCGAUCUUCAUCACAAUCCUCUCGUUACCGGACGACGCGGACUUAUCCGACACUGACAUGUCCGCGACUCCCGUGACCGAUACUUCCAUGCUCGAAGUACCAUUAAAGAAGUUGUUACUUCAACGCAAACCGGAUUGCAUAGUCCACGACAUGUUCCAUCGUUGGGCUGCAGAUGCUAUUGACAACCUUGAAUUGGAUAUCCCAAGAAUUGUGUUCAAUGGAAACGGCUGCUUUGCUAGCUGCGUUCGAGAUAAUAUAUCGAAGUUCAAGCCUCACGAGACGGUCAAUUCGAGAUAUGAACCUUUCGUCGUGCCUGGUCUCGCCGAUCGGAUCGAAUUGACUCGAUCUCAGCUUCCGGCAUUUCAAUUUGUAGCAGAUGGUAUGCAAAAAUCAAAGGAGAAUUGCUAUGGGGUUGUGGUUAAUAGCUUCUACGAACUGGAACCAGCUUAUGUAGAACAGUUCAAGAAACAGAACAAAGCGUGGAUCGUAGGGCCUGUAUCGUUGUGCAACAGGAACAUCUCUGAUAAAGCCGAGAGAGGCAAAAAGGCCGCCAUUGAUGAACAAAGCAUCCUCAACUGGCUUGAUUCUAAAGCACCCAAUUCGGUUCUUUUUAUCAGCUUCGGAAGCGCUGCUCGUUUAGCUCAAGAACAAAUCCUCGAAAUCGCUUAUGGCCUACAAGCUUCGAACCAACCAUUUAUCUGGGUAAUUCGAGACGUGUUCAAAGGUGAAAGAACUGAUUUUUUUAGUAGAUUUGAAGAGAAGAUGAAGGAAUCGAAACAAGGUCUGAUAAUCAAUGGUUGGGCACCGCAGUUGUUGAUCCUAGAACAUGGGUCGGUGGGUGGUUUCAUGACGCAUUGUGGGUGGAAUUCGACUUUAGAAGGCGUGAGUUGCGGCGUGCCGAUGAUCACAUGGCCCAUAUCGGCGGAGCAGUUCUAUAACGAGAAGCUGGUCACCGAUGUGUUGAAGAUUGGUGUUCGAGUGGGGACCUUGGAUUGGCUUUCGUGGAACAUGGAGCCUCGGGCAUCUGUGGGGAGAGACGCGGUGGAGGCGGCGGUGAAGCGGCUGUUGGGUGGCGGAGAAGAGGGCGUGGAGAUGAGAAAUAAAGCGAGACUGAUGGGAGAAAUGGCUAAGAAAGCCGUGGAAGGCGGUGGAUCAUCGUAUAACAAUGCCGUUGCCUUGAUUAAAGAGCUCAGGGAUCGACGAAGAAUAGACGAUAUUAAAUAUGCAGCCUGAACAAUAUCAACUAUACUUCUUACCCUUCUUUUGUCAUCUUUUAUGAAUUAAUUUUUCAUGAUGAGGAGCAGAGAAGAGUUACAAGGCAAGUUCAAGAAGUACGUAUCAAGGCCGAGGAGCAAA
This is a messenger RNA of Hibiscus syriacus, 1631 nucleotides long. RefSeq names its product abscisate beta-glucosyltransferase-like. Gene Ontology annotation, molecular function: UDP-glycosyltransferase activity. The transcript has 2 exons. The coding region runs from base 90 to 1508 and encodes 472 amino acids. Lineage: Eukaryota; Viridiplantae; Streptophyta; Magnoliopsida; Malvales; Malvaceae. The record is from RefSeq and is a predicted model, not a curated record.